UAACCGACAUGGCUUUCCUCGGACGUCAUUCAAAACUAACAGCAAGCUAGGAGUGAAGGAGAGGGAGCGUGGACGGAUGCGGACGUUAGAGCGCGUGAGAAAAUGCUCGCAUUAGGGCACAUGGCCUGCUUCCCUUGGCUGCUUCACUGAAUUUGCUAUUCUGAGCUCCAUAGCAUAGAUAUAAGGUUUGGUCCGAUCGAACAAUUUUUCGGUUUUUUGUAAUAAUCCGUCCCCAGUCACCGGAUCACGCACGCACGCGCGGCCAUGAUUCACCGUCGCCGAUAGACCAGAAUCCGGAUCUGGAAAGGCGAAAUCUCGAGGGGCGCAUAAUCAUAUAAUUGUUGGAUUGUUGUUUGUGUUCUAUAUAUGUCUCGGCAGCCAAACUAUGAGUUUCAAGAGUGGUGGAAUAAGCAGAGGGUGGAGGAGGACAAUGGCGUCUUCUCUUCCGGCUCGUCUUCCGGCGCUUCGCCGUCCUCCGCGGAAUCGCAUAGCUUUUUGAAUGUGGAGAUCCGCAGCCCUAGCGGCGAUGGCGCAUUGGACAAGGAACGGACUCGCAGCGCUCGGCAGCUGUCCUGGAUUUACCUCAUUAAAAUCCAGCAAAUCGCCGGCUCAGUCGCGUUCAUCACCAAUAGCUUCAUCUCUAUCGUCCGCACCGCCAAUCGCCGUAUCGCGGCCUCCAGUUCCGCCGCGCCGAGAGCGGAGUCCCGGUUGUAUCGGGUAAUUAAGGUGUUUUUGACGGUCUCCGUGCUUCUGCUACUCUUCGAGCUAAUUGCUUACUUCAAAGGAUGGCAUUUUAGUCCGCCUACGGUGGAAUCCGCGUCGGCCGAGGUUGUGGACUUGGUGGAGUACGUCUACGCUCACUGGCUGGAGAUUAGGGCCAACUAUUUGGCGCCACCAUUACAGGGCUUGACCAAUAUGUGCAUUGUUUUGUUCUUGGUACAGUCAUUAGAUCGACUGGUUUUGGUGCUGGGCUGCUUCUGGAUCAAGUUCAGGGGGUUGAAACCGGUGGCGCAGAUGGAGUACUCGUCGGACUUGGAGAAUGCACAGGAUUAUCCGAUGGUGCUGGUGCAAAUACCAAUGUGCAAUGAACGGGAGGUCUACCAACAAUCAAUUGCGGCAGUAUGUACUCUGGAUUGGCCUAAGGAAAGAAUGCUUGUACAAAUUUUAGACGAUUCUGAUGAUUCAGAUGUUCAAGAUCUUAUAAAGGCAGAAGUACAUAAAUGGCAAAACAAAGGAGUAAACAUCAUAUAUAGACAUCGUCUUUUACGCACAGGCUAUAAGGCAGGGAACCUAAAAUCUGCAAUGGGUUGUGACUAUGUUAAAGAUUACGAAUUUGUUGCUAUUUUUGAUGCAGAUUUCCAACCAGCAUCUGAUUUUCUGAAAAAAACUAUCCCUCAUUUCAAGGGAAAUGAUGAACUUGGUUUGGUUCAAGCAAGGUGGUCUUUUGUGAAUAAGGAUGAGAAUCUGCUAACAAGAUUGCAGAACAUAAAUCUGACUUUCCAUUUUGAGGUUGAGCAACAAGUCAAUGGAUGGUUUGUCAACUUCUUUGGUUUCAAUGGAACUGCUGGUGUUUGGAGGAUCAAAGCACUAGAAGAAUGUGGAGGCUGGUUAGAUCGAACCACUGUUGAAGAUAUGGAUAUUGCUGUUCGUGCUCACCUUUGUGGAUGGAAAUUUAUUUAUCUAAAUGAUGUUAAGUGCCUGUGUGAACUCCCAGAGUCUUACGAAGCAUACAAGAAGCAGCAGUACCGCUGGCAUUCAGGUCCAAUGCAUUUGUUCCGCUUGUGCUUUUUUGACAUACUCCGUUCAAAGGUAAGUUGGGCCAAGAAAGCAAACCUGAUCUUUCUGUUCUUCCUGUUGCGCAAGCUUAUCCUACCAUUUUAUUCGUUCACUCUCUUUUGCAUAAUUCUACCACUGUCCAUGUUCCUGCCCGAAGCUGAGUUACCAGCUUGGAUAGUGUGCUAUAUCCCUGGAAUUAUGUCAGUCCUGAAUAUCCUUCCAGAUCCGCAAUCAUUUCCAUUCAUCGUGCCCUACCUCCUGUUUGAAAACACAAUGUCAGUGACCAAAUUUAAUGCCAUGAUAUCGGGACUCUUCCAAUUGGGAUGUUCUUAUGAGUGGAUUGUUACUAAGAAACUAGGCAGGUCUUCAGAAGCCGAUUUAGUAGGCAUGUCGGAAACUGAUUCUGAACCACUACUGCAGAAUAGUUCCGUCCACAGAUCCUCCUCGGAUUCUGGUCUUGCCGAGCUCAGCAAACUAGAAAUGACCAGAAAAACAAAAAAGAAGAGGAAAAACCGGUUAUACAGAAAAGAGCUCGCUCUUUCGUUUAUUUUGUUAACUGCAGCAUUGAGAAGCCUUUUGACUGCACAGGGCAUUCACUUCUACUUCCUGCUCUUUCAAGGGAUCACUUUUCUAGUAGUCGGUCUGGAUUUAAUUGGAGAACAGGUGAACUAAUCACUCUUUCCUCAUUCCUCUGCACACUGUUUUGGCAUGUAUUCUAUUGAGACGAAAGUUCAGCCUUCGAUAUUAGUCCACAAAUGUCGGACAAUAUUCUUUCUUGGCUGGUAAGGAGUCCAGAUUACAAAACCAUUAUCAUACCUCAAUAUUGGCAGGUGAUUUCUUCAAAAUUUGCAGUGUUGUGUUCAAGAGAUAUGAUAGAGUUGAGUGCCAGUGGGAUUGGCAAUUCAUCUGAUUGUAAUUUAUUAUAGAAUUAUCAUUAUUAUUAUUAUCAUAGGCUGAUAGGCAUACUACCUCUGGCCGUUUGAUAGCUUAUAAAAGUGUUCAUUCUUUACAUUUUUUGGGUUCCACCAUGCCAGUAUCGCAUUGACAGGUUCUGUAGUCUGUACAAUUAUAUAGUCCAAUUUUUUGGGAGAGAGAUAUGGAACAUUGUUAGAUCACUA
Molecule: messenger RNA, 2894 nt
Organism: Ipomoea nil (Japanese morning glory)
Lineage: Eukaryota; Viridiplantae; Streptophyta; Magnoliopsida; Solanales; Convolvulaceae
Product: probable xyloglucan glycosyltransferase 6
Exons: 5
Coding region: 367-2448 (693 amino acids)
Cellular component (GO): Golgi apparatus
Molecular function (GO): glycosyltransferase activity
Source: RefSeq, a predicted model, not a curated record